AUGUCAACCAGUUACACUAAUAAGAAAUGCAUUGAUGCAGUGCUGGAAGGUACAAAACCAGCCCCCGUUGAAGACAAAAUGGAAGAAAAUGAAAAAAACAUUGCUGGCUGUGGGGUUCGAAGCCACGCGCACUUACGUGCAGAAGAUCUUAAGACUUCCCCCUUAACCUCUCGGUAUGAUCUUUCUAGUCAUAAUAUUGAGCAAGGUGUUACUGAGAAUAUAAGAAACAAUGUGCAGUCUAUUGAAGCAUAUGAAAAUUUAGAUGAUGAUAAAGAUAGUGUAAAAGGGACUAAUGCCGAUGAAUAUGUUGGAACAUCAUCUCAGCAGACUAAUGCUUCAGAAAAUGUGGAAAACAUUGAGUCAAACAUUGAGUCAGCAAGGAAUGAAUCAGAUGCUUCAGCUGACAUAUGA
Lathyrus oleraceus (garden pea) is the source of this 411-nucleotide messenger RNA. The record is from RefSeq and is a predicted model, not a curated record. Lineage: Eukaryota; Viridiplantae; Streptophyta; Magnoliopsida; Fabales; Fabaceae.